AUGAUAAUGAAAGCAAUUAAGGAAAUUAGUCUAUGUUUUUUAUUAAUAAGUGUAAUUCAGUGCAAUUUGAUAAAAAUUUACGACUCUUCAACAUCCAGCAGACCAACUAUUUACUUCCAUGCUCGUAAGCUGCUAGAGUUGUGUUUUUCAAAUGAAUUUAAUCCCGUUGCAAUUUCUGUGGAUUUGCUCGACGUAAUGGAUGAAAUGCAGAGGAAUGAAGCCAUAAACUCCUCCAUCCUGGUAAUUGAUCAAUAUUUCAGCUCAAAAGUCAUGGAAAAAUACUACACACGCCACCCGAGUUAUCUGAUAACAGCAGACUCGAUGAAAAUCCUGCGGAAAACACUUCAAGAAAUAAAAUCAUCAAGAAUUUGGAACGUGGCGUCGGUGAUUAUAGUGAUUGGAGAAGACUGCGACCGAGCAGCGGAAAUUCUUCAGGCAGUCUGGAAAAUUGAGGCUUUUAAUUCUUUUUACGUUUGUCCGAACAAGUCUUCAAGUGAGAGCUUCGUCUUUAUCUUUAACCCUUAUGCUCAUCGUGCUCCGGAACAGUGGACACGCGUCGAAGUAGCUGAGCAAGUAAAUGAUAGCUGGACACUCUAUAGACAGCCAUUUCGAGAUGACCCAAGUAUCUGUCCCAGCGUUGUAUUCGACAAGACCCGUUCGUUGGACGGAUAUUCUCUAAACGGUUUUAAUAUUGGCAAAGAAGAUCGAGUCUUCAAAGAAAAAAAAGUUCCACCAGAAGUAUUUUCCAAGGUAUCACCCAGUGAACGAUAUAUUUUUACUGAGUUGUUCACUGCAUUAAAUGUUACACCGGUCAUUUAUACGAAAAACAUAGCUACAGCUAAUUUUAUCGAACUGUUUAAAUUAUUAGCCAAUGGUACGUACGAUAUGUCGUUACAAUAUACACGAAAUGUAAAUGGCGCGCUUUUUGAUGUAAUUCCUCUAUAUGUUCAAAGAGGUUUUUUAAUACUUACGAAAAAACGAAGUACUAUUCCGGUUUUCAAUGCAGUGACUGAUAAUGUAUUGACUUAUCAAACCACCGCAAUGUCAGCAUUCACUUUGAUUAUCAUCUUCAUAAUCAUUUUAGUGAGCUAUCGGUAUGAUUUCGGUCCUGCGACUUUAGAAAUUUUUUCACUUAUUCUUGGCAUGGGAAUAUCGACCCCUCUAACUCGAUUAUUUAUGCGAGUUACGUUCUUAAGCGCGACGUUGUUCGGUUUCUUUUUCUGUCCGGUACUCCAGAGUCAAUUCACUUCUGUACUAACUAGCCCGGGUUCCCAGGAGAACAUCGAAACUUUUCAGGAGUUGUACGAUAACCAGUAUCGAGUUUUCUAUCAUCCAUAUGCUAAAAGAAAUAUGCACGAUUUGAACAUUUGGAAAAAUUCGACCUUUAGAAGUAGUCACAACUUUACAGUGAAUGUGAAGUCUUGCUUGAAUUAUUUACGGGAAAAUUCAGUGGCUUGUGUACUACCUGAGCAUUUACUUGAUAAUAUUACGAUCGGUGACCUCCACAUAUCGAAAGAACCUUUCUUUAAGCAGUAUAAUUUUCUAAGAACGGGAAAAAACUUUCCACUAAAAAACAAAAUCGAUAAAACUGCUAUGAACUUGGUUGAGGCUGGUCUUGUUGACUAUUUCGGAAAAAAAAGUCCAUUGAAACGUUACAUAAAAAAACAAAAACUCAUUGCUCCGAGUAAGGCGCUUGAACAGGAAGAAUUUUUGGAUUUACCUGAUUUUUCUUUCUUUUUUUGGCGUCUCGCUUUUAUUUUAUCCUUUUCAAUCUUAGUGUCUUUGAUCGAGUUCGCUGUGUAUAAACUCAAAAAGUAUAUUGACGAACGAUCGCGACGAUUUGAAGUUUAA
Messenger RNA from Cotesia congregata, 1851 nucleotides. NCBI's taxonomy places the organism in Eukaryota, Metazoa, Arthropoda, Insecta, Hymenoptera, Braconidae. The record is from the annotation of a GenBank genome assembly.